CUAUUGGAGAGAAGCAUGAUGAUUAGUAAGACCAUACGUGACAUGACUAGGAGGGUUUACGAAAAGGGAGGUCACGAAUGGGAGAAGGGCAAUAGAGUGAAACGCACAGUGCAAUCGACCGAAGCCUUUCUGGCUCCAAAAAGAACACCAGAGAGGGCGGACUCGAGUCGACGCGAUGGUCGUGGUGCGCGUGCUCUCGGUAGAUACACAAAAGACCGGGCCCCUUUGGACGAGGACCUGGAUCCUGUAGUCGAUAAACGUCGGAACGCCUUUGGGCGCAAAGGAGGGGGGCAAGGGGACCGUAACGGGUUGACUGUUGGGGUUAUUGUUGAGGAUGACUUGGGUCGGGAGAGGGAUGGCAAAAGGCCAAGCAUAAGAGCCGGACAGUCUACCCAGUUCCAAAAAGGGCAAUUGAUCUGCUCCUACGGACAUGAGAUAUCCCCUCACCUGCAACACAAGACCACAAAUAUUCAGAUGCACGGAGCCUUCUACGACAUCCUUGUCAAAGUAGAGCGGGUGGUGAGAUGGAACGCUUGUUCGUCUCUGGAUGAUGGACUGGAAGCUCUUGAACCAGAUGCCGAGGGUGUCGACGUGCCAGAACGGCUGGAGGUGGUUGUUGGGGUGGUGUGGCCUGCACUUUGGGAUCGCCGGGCUGACGCGGGACCUUUGCUGGACGUUCUCCGAGACGAGAUGGAUGCGAGAAUGUGGUUUGGCAUCGAGUCGUGCAACAUUAGCACGGGGACCACAUCCAUCAGUGGGCUGAGCACGUCGUACCUCUUUCAAAAACCUGCUGCGACGACAGCACCCACCCAGCCUGCUGCAGCCGCAGCCCCAAAUGCUCCCUUCGUUCUCAAUGGUGCCGCCAAAUUCAACGACUUGCCCACCCCAAUCCAGGAUCUUCUUAAUGACACCGAGGCUCUGAUUCAGGGAGGCUUGAAUGCGUCCAAGGAUCUCAAAGGCCGCAAACUAGGCGACGCGAUCGUCACCAACACGGCUACCUCGCGGCAGAUAUUCCAUGACUUGACUUCCAGCUCAAACACGUUGCAAGCCGAUGACCUCUUCGCUAAAAAUCUCCGAGAAAAAGUCGACCAGGCUGUCCAGGAUGUGAUCGUGUGCUCCCAGAUCAUCGAGGGCUUUAGGGAAAGCGGCAUUCAACACCCAAACCUAAAAACAAACGCGCAAUACCCAUUGGAGUUCUUUCACCGUUUGGCGGACCAGAUGCAAGAGCGCUUAGCCAGGUACAAGGCUAUCGUCGAC
Molecule: messenger RNA, 1257 nt
Organism: Acaulospora colombiana
Lineage: Eukaryota; Fungi; Glomeromycota; Glomeromycetes; Diversisporales; Acaulosporaceae
Source: the annotation of a GenBank genome assembly